UUAAAACAUUCAGUGAGUCUUCUACAGUGAUACGUUCUAGUUGUAUAUAACGUAUUUAUAAAAUUAUUAUUUUAUAUUGUAUCUCCUGCAUUUUUAAAUUAAAUUGCAAUAAUCACAUAAAAAAUUAUUGUUAAUUAAUUAAAAAUUAUACAUAAAAAAUACACACUGAAAUUUUUACAAAAAAAAACACGUUAAUACAAAUUUUCAAGUAUUUUUCAUUAUUCAUUGACGUAUAAAUUAAAAGAUGAAUUCUCAUUCAGCAGUACCAAAUUCUGAUGAAUAUAUUCCACCAAAUACAGUUUAUGUUCCAACUACAACAUAUAAUUCUGGACCAAUAGUUGAUUUUUCAUUUAUAAGGACAAAAUUUGGUUUAUUAAAAAUAUUACAACAGUUAUUCAUCAGCUUUGGAGCAAUUACUUUUAUUUGGGGCAUUUCAGGAGUACCUCAUUUAAUCUCACUGCCAAUGUUAAUUGGUUUCUUUCUUUAUAUAAUUUUAAUAUCUACAUUGCUGCCUGCUGUUCAUGUCUUAAUGUGGUUAUAUAUACUUCAUAAAGUCGAACAUUUCCACAAAUAUCCAUGGUAUUCAAUUGAAUUGACAGUUUGUGGGGUAGGAGCUGCACUUUGCUGUUUAUGUGCUUUCGCUCCUCUUUAUACUUUCUUAGGCUCACUGUCUGCUUUAUUGUGUUUUGCACUGAUUUUUACACUAAUUACUGCUGCCCUUUUUAUUUAUAAUUUCUAUUUGGUGAAUCAGAGAAAAAAUAUGAAACUACCACUACAAGGCUCAGAAUUUGCAAUGUUCAGUGCAAAUCUAACGUAAAUAAUAAAAAAAAAUAGUUUUUUUUGAGGAUUGCAGUGACAAACAAAAAUCUAUGCAACUCAAAAGACAUUCAAAGUGAUGUUAAGUACUUAAAAUAUUUUUCUAAAUGUAACGUACAAAUUAUUAUGUCUCAUUUUUUAUUUAAAUCAAUGCUUCUAUUUCUUAUUGCACACAAUAUGAAACUGUGAUAUAUAUGUUUAUGUAUAAGUAUAUAAGUGCAAAGUUUGUAUAGUAUAUAUAUUUUUAAAAGAAAAGUAAUUCUGUAUGAAAUGAAAUAUUUUCACAGUUGACAAAAAUUUUAUUUUAAAUAAAAUUUUUUUUUAUCAA
Molecule: messenger RNA, 1144 nt
Organism: Leptopilina boulardi
Lineage: Eukaryota; Metazoa; Arthropoda; Insecta; Hymenoptera; Figitidae
Exons: 5
Coding region: 245-817 (190 amino acids)
Source: RefSeq, a predicted model, not a curated record